AUGCUCAAGCAACUUGAAUGGCUCUGCAAUGCCUUCCAUACCUCAAGCACCCGGUUGCCUGUAUUCUCUGUUAGAGGGAUAAUCACAAGGGAGGAGUUCGACCAGCUGAGGGGGGAGCUCGAUGCUCAGGUGGAGGCCUUAAAGGCCAAAUGUGAGCAGAAAGACGAUUCGCUGAACGAUGGCGACUUGGGAGAAUCGCCUUUCACCUCGGACGUUUUGGAAGCACCAAUCCCUCCGAAGUUCAAAGCUCCUACCGUGAAGCCUUAUGACGGGACGAAGGACCCCAAAGACUAUGUUGAGGUCUUUGAAGGCCUCAUGGACUUCCAAGCGGCAUCAGACGCAAUCAAGUGCCGCGCCUUUCAGAUCGCGCUUACUGGCAGCGCGCGAUUGUGGUAYCGGAGAUUGCCAGYCAGGUCRAUCUCAACCUACUCUCAGCUGAGAAGGGAGUUCCUCGCCCAGUUUUCUUCUCGGCACUAUGACAAAAAGACAGCGACCCAYCUCGCCACCAUCAGGCAGAAGGAGGGUGAGACGCUGCGAGAAUAUGUCACCAGAUUCCAGGAGGAGCAGUUGAAGGUUGCACACUGCUCCGAUGACUCGGCCAUGUGCUAUUUCCUCACCGGUCUAGCCGACGAAGCCCUCACGGUGAAACUUGGAGAGGAGGCCCCGGCCACCUUCGCCGAGGUGCUUCAGAAGGCGAAAAAAGUCAUCGAUGGACAAGAGCUUCUCCGAACCAAAACCGGCCGACCGGAGCGAAAGAUCGGCCGGGGCAGAAGUGGGAAAGAUGUAGAAAGGGCAGAUCCCAAGUCCAAGGACAAGGGAUCCUUUUCCAGCGGCCGAGCUGAGUAUCGAAGGGCGGAGAACGGGCCUACCAGGAGCCGACCUUAUGAGCGCUUCACCCCGACCACGAUUCCAAUUUUCGAGAUCCUAACAAACAUCGAGGAAUCUGGGAUGGAAAAACUACUCAAGCGUCCUGAGAAGCUUCGGGGAGCCCCGGAGAGGCGCAGCAAGGACAAGUAUUGCCGCUUCCAUCGGGAGCACGGCCAUAACACGUCAGACUUCUGGGAGUUGAAGCGCCAAAUUGARGAUCUAAUUCAAGAUGGCUACUUCAAGAAAUUUGUGGGAAAGCCCAGGACCAGCUCAGCAGAGAAAAAGGAAGAGCGAAAGCGUUCAAGGACGCCGCCCCGGCGCACUGACCGACCUGCGGUCAUUAAUACCAUUUUUGGAGGGCCAAGCGGGGGUCAGCUCGGACAUAAAAGAAAGGAGUUAGCCCGUGCAGCCAGGCGCGAGCUAACAAGGAACCAGGAAAAUCGUUCUCAGUUAGGACUGAUUAUUGAUGAAAUUAUUGCCUUUUCGAAGAAUCUAAGAGAGUUGAGCUUUACCAAUUGUGGUAGAAGCUGUAAUCGAGCGGCACGUGAGGCGACGAAGCACGCGGUGGAGGAGAAUGCUGAAGGCGUAUAG
This is a messenger RNA of Momordica charantia (bitter melon), 1458 nucleotides long. Lineage: Eukaryota; Viridiplantae; Streptophyta; Magnoliopsida; Cucurbitales; Cucurbitaceae. The record is from RefSeq and is a predicted model, not a curated record.